AGUGUUUUGGCACAGUUCCUGAGCCAGCGCCGGCUCAGGACGAGGUAAUGGCAGAAACUGUGACCAAAGUGGGCUUUACCAUCACAGGCGAAGGGCAGGGAUGUUCUGCUGCUGCAAGAGGGCCCAAACACUUUCUGUUGGACUUAGAUGAGAAGAAGUGUGUCAGAAUUGGCAGAGCUCCAGGAAAUGAUAUCCAAGUGGAGCUGCGAGGGUGCUCGCAGUUCCAUGCAGAGAUCCGGUUGCUGCCCUCUGAGGAGGAAGGCCUUCCCCCUCGAUUAGUGGUCCGAGAUCUGUCCAUGAACGGGACAGGCCUCAAGCUUGGCGACACGCCAGCAGUUGGUGCAAAGAAGGAUCAGGAUUUGCCUUUGUACCAUGACAUGCAGAUCCUGGUCCCUUUGCAGCUGAAGCUCAACCAGACCCCGGAAGACCGGGCCUGGCUGAAGCUUAGCUUUGACGAGCCAGAUGUGGGAGCACCACCAAAGCGUGAUGGGCAAGCAGAUGGUGAUGCAGGCGGAGGGCCCGAUCUGCGAAGAAAGUCGGAAAAUGGAGACAAAGAGGAUAAAGAUGAAGAAAAGGAAGACAAAGAGGAAAAGGAGGAGGAAGAAGAUAAGGACGAAGAAGAAGAGGAUGGAGAUAGAGAUGACGGGGAGUCAAGGGAAGCGUUUGUCGAUCUUUUGAUGAAGACAAAGGCAAUCUCCGUCAGGACUACAUACGAGGAAGCAGAGUCUUUGCUCAGCAAGAAGCCAGCUUGGAAGGCAGUUGAUGCGAAGACCCGCAAGGAGUGCUUCGACAUUUUUGUCGAGCACCUUGAUGGUGUAGGCCACAAGAAGAAAAAGAAGAAAGAUAAAGACAAGGCCAAGAAAAGCAGAAAGAAAAAACACAAAGAGGAUGAACAUGAAGAUGCGGAAGAAGGAGUGCGUAAGAAAAAAAGCAAGAAAGGUGAGAAGAGAAAAAGAGCAAAAAGUCACAAAAGCGCAUCCUCAUGAGGAGAUAGUGAGCGAGGGAGCUCGGACAGCCCAAGUCCAUGGGGUCCCUUUCAAGCCGGCAGAAUCUGUCUUCGUCUGAAGACCAUGAAGGAACAUUUUCUUCA
Durusdinium trenchii is the source of this 1090-nucleotide messenger RNA. The record is from the annotation of a GenBank genome assembly. Lineage: Eukaryota; Dinophyceae; Suessiales; Symbiodiniaceae.